Phaedon cochleariae (mustard beetle) is the source of this 510-nucleotide messenger RNA. NCBI's taxonomy places the organism in Eukaryota, Metazoa, Arthropoda, Insecta, Coleoptera, Chrysomelidae. The record is from the annotation of a GenBank genome assembly.
AUGUCUUCCUACUUUUUUGCAGAUACAAGCUAUUCGUAUCACCCUGCAAUUCAUGAUGACACGUUCGUUAGAAGAAAACAACGAAGAAACAGAACAACUUUCACGUUACAGCAGCUGGAAGAGCUAGAGACGGCUUUCGCCCAAACUCACUACCCCGACGUGUUCACCAGGGAAGAUUUAGCCAUGAAAAUCAAUUUAACCGAAGCUAGAGUACAAGUAUGGUUUCAGAAUAGGAGAGCUAAAUGGAGGAAAGCGGAGAGACUGAAGGAAGAACAACGGAAGAGAGAUGCCGCUGCCGCCGCCUCCCCCGAAGAGGAGGCAGCGCGCGAGUGUUCGAGCCGCAGCAGUGCGGGUGGUCGCGACUCGCCCGAGACAGCGCGUGGGGCGGGCGAGGGCGACCGGUCCGGCCCCCCGUCGCCCGCCCCCUCGGGGUCGUCGGAGCCGCCACGCACGAUGCCUGCCCCGCCACCGCCGCCCUUCUCGCACAUGUUUCCCUUUGGAGAGAGGUGA